GCACGGCUUCCCUCCUGGAUUGCAAGAGCACAAAAGAUCUUACUUCACUCCUACAACACUUCUGCUUUCUUCCAGAACAGAAAUGUGCACCACCAGCAGUGAUUCUCUCCAUCAGUAACUGAUAUACCCAGACCUUCCACAGCCAGACAGAACAGAUAUAACGCUUUUAGGCUGGCUCCAGAAGACUCAGACUGUGUUUGACUGCCACCCUUUUGGAUAAAUAUUUUGGGAUUCAAGAUGAAUAAGACAAGGGCUGUUAAUGAUGUUUUUCAUUUCCUGAUCAACAAGAACUGGAGCUCAAGCCGAAGCUUUCCUAUGAACAUUUCUAAUCAGUGCAUGAACAUCACCGACCUUACUGUCUUUCUGGCCACCUCUUACAGCUUGGAGACUGUUCUGGGCAUUGUGGGAAACAUCUGUCUGAUUGCUGUCAUUGCCAGGCAGAAGGAAAAGGCAAAUGUCACCAAUAUCCUAAUUUCCAACUUAAUAAUUUCAGACUUGUUUAUGUGUCUUGUCUGCCUGCCUUUCACCGUUGUUUACACCAUGAUGGACUACUGGAUAUUUGGAGAAGUCAUGUGCAAAAUGACCUCUUUCACUCAGUGCACAACUGUGACAGUGUCAAUCCUUUCCCUUGUCCUUAUUGCUUUGGAAAGACAUCAGCUCAUCAUAAACCCGACUGGCUGGAGGCCAAAUACCUCCCAAGCCUAUCUAGGAAUUGGAGUGAUUUGGACUUUAGCGUGUCUCAUGUCCCUACCCUUUUUGACCACAUCCAUCUUGUCUAAUGAGUUGUAUGAGCAGCUCUCACACUUCAUGAACUUUUCCACUGAUAAGGCAAUAUGUAUCAACUCGUGGCCUUCUGAGCAGCACAAACUUAUCUACACUACCACUUUACUGCUCUUGCAAUAUUGCAUCCCUCUGUUCUUCAUUAUCCUUUGCUACCUGCGUAUCUACUUACGCCUGCAGAAGAGAAAGGACAUGUUUGAGAAGAGCGAGUACAGUAACCGAGCAGUCCAGCUGAGAAGGAUAAACAUUUUGCUAGCAUCCAUGGUUGCUGCUUUUGCUGUUUGCUGGCUACCACUGCAUGUUUUCAACACCAUUGUGGACUGGAAUUACAAAAUCAUUUCGCCUUGCUACCACAACCUGAUCUUCUCAUUGUGCCACCUGGUAGCUAUGGCUUCUACCUGUGUCAACCCUGUUAUCUAUGGUUUCCUAAACAGCAACUUCAAAAAAGAAGUGAAGUCACUGAUUCUGAGCUGCCAGCAUAAUUCAGUAACUGCUUCAAUGGAAGAAUAUGAUCAUUUGCCUUUAUCCACCAUGCAGACUGAAAUUUCCAAGGGGUCACUGAUGUUGAACUGCAGGCACAAUUCUAUCUAAUGACCAGAAAACAUUUCAGAAGGUGCACUGACACCACACACCAAUUAUUACCUGUGGGUAUAUAAAGCAACUGGUGAUGCCACAGCUGGGAUGUGAACAGGAAGCCGUCACUACCUGAGUUUUGGAAGAACAAGCCCAGUAGUGUUGUAAAUGCUCACAGUUGCUGCUGUGGUGCACAAGUCUUUGUGUCACCGAGGUGGUACAGACACUGAGGAGACUGGGCUGAUGUAUAAGCAGCUGCUCUAAGAUCAGUGACUAAGCUGUGGCUGCACAGAGGCUGACACAGGUUCAUCAGUGAAACUCAUAUCUCUACCAUGGCUGCAGUAGAAAACCAGAUUUCCAGUUUCAUCACUGCAGGCUGCCAAAAGUUGUGUUGGAGAAGACUCUCUGUUUUUCAGUAUUAGUAAGAUUUUUAUGCACAGCUGACACACCAGUGGAACAGAGAUAUGUAAAUAUCAAUUUUAUCUACCACCUCUUGCAGCCCAUUAAGUUACAGUAAACUUUCAGAUCUUCACAUAAAACAACUGCCUGUUUCCAUGAAACUUCACUCUCUGCCAUAGGCUUGAGAAUAGUCAUUGCCUCUGCAAGUAGGGACAAGGAACAAUGACGCUGUAUGUAAAGAAGACAGUCACUUAUGAAGGAUGGCAGCAAAUGAAAAUGUUAUUUGAUGGAUUAAACUCAAAAUGCAUUGAGAUGUUACUGAGAACUAUUUUAAAGCAUGUGAGUAACAGCUGUAGAUCUACAUGGAAAUGAGUCAGUUCCCGCUGCUGUCAAUCACCAAGCUCUGCGAUGCUAAAAUCUUCAUGCCAUGAUGGUACGAGAUGGCCAAAUUACAGGAAUUGUUCCAGGACUUGGUAGCAACAUGACAUUCUGCUUCAGCAUCUUCUUGUUACUUUAAUUGCAACAUAUCUAAUUCAGAAGGUCAGAAUGAGCGUGAAAACCUGUUUGUGGAAAUCAUGUGUUUCCAGAGUGGCUACACUUCCAAAGAAAUAAGCAUAUGCAUGGAGAAUUUGAGUUUUCUUAAAAAAUAAAACCCGAUGUAAGAUAUCAGUCUCACUCACUGGCAUCAGCAACACAGGUGAAUCUGAAAUUCCAACAAAUCAAUAGAAGGUCAAUGAAAAUACACAGGUGGAAUCCAGGUCAGGCUGAAGCCAAGCUAAAUAGGUAGUAUUGUCAAUUGCUCCAGUAAAAUGAAGGUCAUGUUUUUUCACAGCGUGUUAUUUGUAGCCUUUGUUUAUGAAACCUACAAACUAUAAACUCUUUUUAACCUCUGGAGCCAGAGAAAUUGCUCAGUGACUACUGAGAAACCAAGGCAUGCCCGAGAAGGCCAUACUGAGCUACAGAUUAAAAAAAAAAACAAACAAACAAACAAUACAGGUAGCAAGUGCAAAAAGGAGAUCAACCAGCUCAAUGCUAAUGAAAUACUUAAGCAUAUUCUGUCCUGAUUUCCUAAACUAACCUUAGCAGAAUACUGGACUAGAUGGUCAGCUGAGGUAAUUUCAACAUGAAUUGUGCUCUGAUAAGCAGUGGUUACUUGCUGCAGGUUUGCAUGGAGCUGAAGAUAUCCAGUGUAUAAUUAUGCAAACAACUAGAAAUUGUUGGCAGAUCUCUGAUUAGACAAAUUGGUAUAAAGACAGGUGAGGAAAAGACUUCCUCCCAUGCUGUGAACUGAGUAUCUGAGGACAAGAGCUAACCCCUAUGUUAUAAGGCAGCAAGAGCUAUCAUAAACCCAGCUGGCAGAAAUAAAAGUUAACCCCUUGCCAUGAGCUGGGUGCACAGAUAUCGGUGGUAAAACUUGAAGUUUGCCUUGAAUUCUUGUGUAUUACCCUGUAAUUCUGGCCAGAACCUCUGUAUCUUAGUAAGAUACUUUGUGUGUGAUUACCUUUUUUAUCUUCCUCAACUAUGUGGCAAGAUAUUUUUGCUCUUUUCAAAUGGAUUCCAGCUUUCUUUUAUUUUCUUUGUUACUUGCUAUGCUAUGCUGAGAAGUUGUUUGUCUUGAUUAGUUUGCAUGCAAUGUGAUUUCUAGACUGGACACUGAGUCUACUAGAAACACAGAAUAAGAGGACUCUUAUAUUAGAUGCAUCUUGAAAUUUGCUACUGUAGCCGAAACCACCAUGGGAUGCUGAGUAGCACAAAAUACAGCUGCUCCUCCUAAUCAGUGUGAGUUACAUCAAAACUGUGCUUUAUUACUUCAAGGCUUAAAUACUAUUUCAACUUUUCAUUGUUUUGCAUUUAGAAUCAAUCUAAGUAAUUGAGCAAUUCUGCCUGGUUUUUGCACUUGUUAGAAUUCCAGCACUUAGCUAAGGUAUCUGUAAAGCUAUUUUAAGAAUAGUCUGCUAAACACAAACACAGAAGAUCACCUGAUACAUGGUCUUAAGUAUAUAACUUUUCAAGCUCCAGUGUCUUAAAUGGAAACACAAUUACUUUUAGCAUUUGCACUUCCAUAAACCUGUCUUUGUCACUGGUUCUGUGCACUGGCAUUGUGCAUCAGAUCCGAGUUCUUCCUGUAAAGGGUAGAAAUAUGAGCGGGAUCUGACACUGUUUAACUGUAAUUCACGUGGCCAUUGGUUUCCAUGAACACAAGUAGAUACAUAAAGCAAGCAGAUCCAACUUUACACUAACACAAACGGAUGUUAUCUUCCUCUCGUGAUUAAGCAAAGUGUCAAGUUUGGAGUCAACUACUGUUUAUUGCUAACUGACUUUGGACUGGAUAAACUACAGGAUUUAAACACUAAAAGCCACCAAACUGCACCCAUAUAUCUAACUGCAAAAAUGCAGAUCCUCAGAACUCCCAACCAGCUGCAGUCUAUCCAUCUACUUAACAUCUUGAGAUACAUGUUUUUCAACCUCUAGAAUUUCCUAAGUAACUAAAUAAACUUUAAAGAAAACAUAUUAAAAUAAAUAGAUCUAGGUACCAAAGGACUGAAUAUGUAACAGGAAAGGUGCCUGUACCAAGCCUCUGUGCAUACACCAAGGCUUAUGCUGCUGUGCACAGAUGCAGUAGAGGAUACUACCCUGUUAGUUUUUUAAGAACUUCUGUAGCAACUGUUCCCUGUUCCCUCUGAAGGCAAAGUCACAAGGCUGAGUGCAAUUAUGCCUGCAUAGUUGAUACAGCCAUUUUAUUUGUCACUUUGAGGCUUUAUGCAGCCGAAGGAGGCUAGGUUUCUUUGGUCCCAGCAGAAGGUAACAGAACAGAAAUAGCUUACAUACCUUUUAUCCAUUUGUAAAUAACAGAUACUGUUAAUGCGUAAGAAGCAUUGAGCAUUUUUGUGUCCAUUGUAUACAGUGAUUGUUUUGGGUAUACUCUCUAAAGUUCUGCUACUGAGUCACAAAAGCAAUGAUGGAGAAAUAGGCAGGAGUUGUGCAAAUCAUGAGUUCCUACAAUUUUGAGACCUUACACUGCCUUUUUUAAAAAAAGCUUUUCAUAAUCUUGCCUCUUGUGGCACAUUAUAGGAAGUCAGUAAGGUUUUCAGAGCAAGAGAACAACUUAUUGUGUGAUAGAAAUAGCACACUACAGGAAAUCUUAUAAUAACAAAUAAAGUAAUAUUGUCUGUGUCACUUGUCUGUCCCUGCUUCUGUAAAAUGAUGUAAGACUCUCCAUAGUAUAAAAUACAUAAGAUUUAGUCCUCAA
Messenger RNA from Taeniopygia guttata (zebra finch), 5002 nucleotides. RefSeq names its product neuropeptide Y receptor Y4-2 (gene NPY4R2). Gene Ontology annotation, molecular function: pancreatic polypeptide receptor activity; neuropeptide binding. Gene Ontology annotation, biological process: G protein-coupled receptor signaling pathway. The record is from RefSeq and is a predicted model, not a curated record. Gene Ontology annotation, cellular component: neuron projection; plasma membrane. NCBI's taxonomy places the organism in Eukaryota, Metazoa, Chordata, Aves, Passeriformes, Estrildidae.